AUGCAGGCAUUGUGGCCAUAUCACACCUAUCGGCCAGUCACCUGGGAUCGAUACUACGUUAAUGAGCAUCAUGAAAAACAUCCCUCGGUGAGCAGUGGAGUGGCUGCUGGCGUCACAAUAGGCAUUUUCUUCAUAGUCUUUCUUUUCACGUUCGGGUGCCGUAUCUACAGCCAAUACGCUGAUAGAUCACAAUCACAAAACUCCCAAACGCAAGACACGGGUUUGAGUGAGUCGUUGGCGGAGGACAUGUGGAUAUGUGGUGUACCCCAAGGUCCACCGCCACCCUACGAGGUAGCUAUUCGUAUGCCGUCUUCUCCACCGGAUGCGAGUCCA
This is a messenger RNA of Ostertagia ostertagi, 333 nucleotides long. Lineage: Eukaryota; Metazoa; Nematoda; Chromadorea; Rhabditida; Trichostrongylidae. The record is from the annotation of a GenBank genome assembly.